GGGAAAGCAAAGACGGAGGGCUCAGUCCCCCCCCCACCACCACCCCCCUCCAUCCCUCGGGCCGGCCGAUGGGAGGAAGUGGUGCACGGUGUGUGUUUAAAGAGGACUGAACCCUCCCGAGCGGGGGUGGCGGCUCGGUGUUGUGGAGCUUGUGCCCCGGCGUCGCCGCUGCUAAAUUCGACACAGAGCCAACAUGGAGCUGGAGAACAUCGUAGCCAACACGGUGCUACUGAAAGCACGGGAAGGAGGCGGUGGAAACAGGAAAGGAAAGAGCAAAAAGUGGAAGCAGAUGCUGCAGUUCCCACACAUUAGUUUGUGUGAAGAGCUGCGACAAGGCACCGAGAAGGACUACAGCAGCCUGUGCGAGCGUCAGCCCAUCGGGCGCUUACUCUUCCGACAGUUUUGCGACACCCGACCCGAAUUGAGGCGCUGCGUCAAGUUUCUGGAUCGGGUGGCGGAGUACGAAGUAGCGCGUGACGAGAAGAGGAAGGAAUGCGGUCAAGAACUCAUCGACGUCUUCUUCAGUCCAAAGUCGGAGGACUACGUGCCGGAGUUGGACGAGCCCACGAUGGCCCGGUGUGCGGAGCGGCUGCAGCAGGAGGCCUGCAAGGAGCUCUUCAAGGACUGUACCAAAUUGAUCCAUGACCUUCUGAGCGUGGCGCCCUUCUCAGACUACCUCGACAGCAUGUACUACAACAGGUUCCUCCAGUGGAAAUGGCUGGAGAGACAACCAGUGACAAAGAAUACGUUCAGGCAGUACAGAGUUUUAGGGAAAGGGGGAUUUGGAGAGGUGUGUGCGUGUCAGGUGCGGGCCACGGGGAAAAUGUACGCCUGCAAGAAGUUGGAGAAGAAGAGGAUCAAGAAGCGCAAAGGCGAGUCCAUGGCACUCAACGAGAAGCAGAUCCUGGAGAAAGUCAACAGCAGAUUUGUGGUGAGCUUAGCGUAUGCCUACGAGACCAAGGACACCAUUUGUCUCGUUCUGACGCUCAUGAACGGCGGCGACCUGAAGUUCCACAUCUACCACAUGGGCGAGGCGGGUUUCGACGAGAGGAGGGCCGUUUUCUACUCGGCCGAGAUCUGCUGCGGCCUGGAGGACCUGCACAGGGAGCACAUCGUCUACAGGGACCUAAAACCUGAAAACAUCCUGCUGGAUGACCAUGGGCACAUCAGGAUAUCGGACCUAGGUCUGGCCGUCCACGUACCAGAGGGCCAGACCAUAAAGGGCCGGGUGGGAACGGUAGGCUACAUGGCUCCGGAAGUGGUGACCAACGAGUGCUACACCUUCAGCCCCGACUGGUGGGCGCUGGGCUGCCUGCUGUACGAGAUGAUCGAGGGCCAGUCGCCCUUUCAGCAGAGGAAGAAGAAGAUCAAGCGGGAGGAGGUGGAGCGGCUGGUCAAGGAAGUGCAGGAAGAAUACUCCGGAAAAUUCUCAGAGCAGGCCAAGUCGCUUUGUAAAGCGCUGCUGGCAAAAGAUCCCAGGGCGAGACUGGGCUGCCAGGGAAGCAGCGCUUCGGAGGUCAAAGCGCACCCCAUCUUUCACUCCAUCAAUUUCAAAAGGCUGGAGGCCGGAAUGUUGCAGGCGCCUUUCAUUCCGGAUCCACAGGCCAUCUACUGUAAAGACGUGCUGGACAUCGAGCAGUUCUCCACCGUCAAAGGCGUGGAGCUCGAGCCCAAAGACGAGUCCUUCUACAGCAAAGUGUCCACCGGCAGCGUCUCCAUUCCCUGGCAGGACGAGAUGAUAGAGAUGGAUUGUUUCACCGAGCUCAACGUUUUCUACCCGGAUGGAGCCGUGCCCCCGGACCUGGACUGGCGAAGACAGCCGUCUCCGCCCCCCAAACAGGGACUUUUACAGCGACUGUUUGGCAGACAGGACUGCUGUGGCAACUGCAGUGACAGCGAUGAGGAGCCAACCAGGCUGUGACACACACACCAUAUUUGUUUACAACCUUUUGCACAUUUCUAUUUUGAAGAUAGUAGAUCUCUAAAUAUCUGAAUGUAUUUUCAUCAUAGCCAUAAUAAUGAUGUGUUUUAUUAUUUAAAAAAAAGAAAAGAAAAAAAAAAUCAUGGCUGAGGCUUUUUCUCUCCCAAGAGCAAGAGGAGCGGAAUAAUCACCUGUGUGUAAAAAAAAAGAAAAAAGUGCCUUGCUGGAGGGCACAGUGACAAUAAUACUUAGUAUGAGAGGGCAAAGUCCUCCUCCUUUUGUCCAGGGAAUAAAAUGAGUGACUUUUGACUGCUGUGACCAAGUUUACUCAACUUUUACUCCGUGUGUCUUUAAUUUUUUGGGUUCACUAAAAGACCUCAAGGUGAA
Molecule: messenger RNA, 2308 nt
Organism: Phyllopteryx taeniolatus (common seadragon)
Lineage: Eukaryota; Metazoa; Chordata; Actinopteri; Syngnathiformes; Syngnathidae
Gene: grk6
Product: G protein-coupled receptor kinase 6
Exons: 16
Coding region: 194-1921 (575 amino acids)
Biological process (GO): protein phosphorylation; regulation of signal transduction; signal transduction
Cellular component (GO): cytoplasm; plasma membrane
Molecular function (GO): G protein-coupled receptor kinase activity; ATP binding
Source: RefSeq, a predicted model, not a curated record